AUGAGCGAUCCCGGCUCUACCACCCCGCCAGCAGACGCGACGAAGCUGUCGAGCCCGCCCUCAGGCAGCCUCGCAUUCCUCGUGCACUCCCCCGAUACCGUCAGAAGCAACCUCCCACCCGAUGUCGACAAUAAACCUCUUGCACGCCAGAAACGGAGACGAACAAGCCCCGAGGACCAGAAGAUACUGGAGGCGGAAUAUCAGAAGGACAGCAAACCGGACAAGGCUGCGCGUCUCGAGAUCGUGAAGCGCGUCGCUCUUGGCGAGAAGGAGGUGCAGAUCUGGUUCCAGAACCGCCGCCAAAACACGCGUCGCAAAUCGAAGCCACUCGAACCGCACGAAAUACAAUCGCACUUGUCCAGUUCCCAAGGAACCAUCACAGAGCCAUCCUCGUCCGCUCCGAAUUCAGACGAUGCCGAAACAGGGGAGCACGAAGAACACACAGCAGAUGCCACAGCGGCGUCGCUGAACAACUCAAACAGGCCUCAAGAGACCCCAGCCAAGUCUCCAGCUCUUGAAACUGUGCACUUACCAGAGAAGAUCCCCUCCCCGUCUGCCGCAGACUUGACGAACGUCGAAUCCCAAACGACAAAUGUGGCAACUGAACUGCGAGAGACCCCAGUCCCAUCCGGUGACGCUGGACCCGCAGAGUUUGGUGGCUCACAGCCGCCUCCAUCAUCGCAAGAAAGCCAGCGCCAGGGCAUCGGCUACCUCGCGAACCGCCGUAGCCAGUCUUUCAUCCGCACUCAUGAGGAAGCAACCACGGAGAAGCCAGGCUCGGUGCCGUCGUCCCAGGAGCAGGCGUCUUCUCGGACUCUGAAAAAGUCCAGUUCAUUUGUGCGACUAUCGAUGUCUGAAGAUGGAAUGGCUAGAGUCAUCACUGGCGAGGACUCUCCAUCCCCGCCUCGGUCUCAGCCGGAUCCAGCGCCGGUGUGCGAGAGAACGGAGGGCCUUCGUCGCAGUUACAGUGCUGCCGCGUUGAACGACCAUAAGCAAGCUCAAUCGCCCCAAGGUAUCCAACGCUCUUUCUCAGGACGGUCUCGGGACUCUAGAGCCUGGGAAUUCUGGUGCGAUAGCGACGCAAGAAAUUCCCUGACUGAAAAGGCCAACCAGGAAGGAAGUGGCUCCGCAGCGGAUGCCAUUGGUCUUAUACGCUCUGCUAGCAGAGAAGCAUUGAAGCUAAACCCUAACAAGCGUAAUGCUCAGCUUCUCCCCCAAAGCUCGGCAAAGCGUGUCAAGCUUGAUGGAAAGAGCACUCACCGACCGCCUUUGUCUCGCUCUUCAUCGUCUCAAGGACGCCUUCAAGGCAAGGCGGCACCUGUGAGCAAGACACCAUUGAAGAAGAGUCAAUCUGCCAUCACAAGGAAGGUCGAUGACGAUGGCUUCGAGAUACCACAGACAGAGUCUGACAAGGAGAAUUGGGAACCAGGGGUUCCUGGUGCUAGCCUACGUCGCAUCAAACACCCCACCGCCGGUCAACAGUCCGGUCAGCCACGACGCAGGGUCUUGGGCGAGAACACAAAUAUCAUGAGUACAGGUGCUAGCCUCGGCGUUAUGAUGGACCGCGAGAAAGGGCUAAAGGCCACGCCGCACAGGAGGCUACAGACCACUCGCACUAGUAACAUAGAAGACGAUGACGAAAUUCGCGCGUUCAUGGGCGGUGCGGGCGCCCACAGCCAGAGAACAAGUGUCUCAAGCGGCGAAGAGCUAGGCUGUGUGGAAGGACUUCUCAAACUUAGUCAAGGCAACUGGCGGUGA
Diplodia corticola is the source of this 1758-nucleotide messenger RNA. Its product is annotated as homeobox transcription. Gene Ontology annotation, molecular function: DNA-binding transcription factor activity, RNA polymerase II-specific; RNA polymerase II cis-regulatory region sequence-specific DNA binding. The transcript is spliced from 3 exons. Lineage: Eukaryota; Fungi; Ascomycota; Dothideomycetes; Botryosphaeriales; Botryosphaeriaceae. The record is from RefSeq and is a predicted model, not a curated record. Gene Ontology annotation, biological process: regulation of transcription by RNA polymerase II; cell differentiation. Bases 1 to 1758 code for a protein of 585 amino acids.